Messenger RNA from Puma concolor (puma), 666 nucleotides. It is a transcript of the gene CFAP126, whose product is annotated as cilia and flagella associated protein 126. The record is from RefSeq and is a predicted model, not a curated record. Gene Ontology annotation, cellular component: ciliary basal body. Gene Ontology annotation, biological process: cilium organization. Lineage: Eukaryota; Metazoa; Chordata; Mammalia; Carnivora; Felidae.
AUGGCCACCAACUACAGUGCAAACCAGUAUGAAAAAGCUUUCUCACCCAAGUAUCUGCAGAACUGGUCUCCCGCCAAGCCAACAAAAGAGAGAAUUUCUUCCCACGAAGGCUACACUCAGUUUAUCGCCAAUGAUCGUGGCCAUCUGCUGCCCUCGGUGCCCCGUUCCAAGGCAAGUCCUUGGGGAUCCUUCAUGGGCACCUGGCAAAUGCCUCUGAAGGUGCCCCCCGCCCGGGUGACCCUGACCUCCCGUACAGUGGCUGGUGCUGCCUCCCUCACCAAGUGGAUACAGAAAAAUCCGGAUUUACUCAAGGCCUCCAACGGGCUGCGUCCUGAAAUCUUCGGCAAGCCUCACGACCCAGACAGUCAGAGGAAACUCGGGAAGUGGAUCACAAAGACCGUACCACAAGCACCAAGUCCCAUCAUAAUCCCAAACUCCCCACCUGUAAACCUCAGUUCCCCAGACCAACCCCAAAGCUCACACCCCUCUGCAGGUCACACUCCAGGCCCCCAAAGCCCAGCCAUCUCUCCCAAGAGCCCACCUGGGAGCCCACGCAUGCCGGAGCAUUGGGCAGGUCCAAAUUUAGCUGAGGUCCAGACGUACAAACCUGGAACUCCGGAGACACCCAGGGACCCCACUGAGAAAACCUGUCUGGAAACGGAGUGA